CCAGGUUACCGAGCGCGUGCCCCGCGCCCGCUCUUCCGCCCGGGCCGCCCUCGGCGCCGCCUGAGCCGCGGUGCGGGCUGCGCGGGGCGCCGCUUCCGCGGAAGCCUGGGUCGGGCGCUGCGUGCGGGACUCUCGUCGCUCGUGGACGGGGCGCGAGCGCGCGGGGGACGUAGGACGCCGACCUGGGCCUCCCCGGCGCUCCGGCUCCGCUCAGGGCGCCCGCUCAGGGGCCUCCGGCGCGAGGCCCCCUAUGUGGUCAAGAUGGCGGCGCCCAGGCGGGCCGCGCCGAGGUGAGCUGGAGCCGGGCCCGGAGAGGGGCGAGUCUGCCACGCCCAGGACUUGGACCCCGGGCUGGUCUCCCGUCUCCCGGGGAGCGGCGGGGGUGUCCAGAGAAGGUAACUACUUUGCCCACGUCCUAAACUGGCUGCAGGUUCGUAGUUCCUGCUGUUUUUGGUGUCUGCCCCCAUGGCUAAGCUCCUGGCGCUCAGCUUUGGAUUUGGCCCCACCUCUGCGUGUAGGUCACCUGAGGGUGUGUUUUCUUCACCCAGGCAAUACAGGGUUAAAGGAGCAGCUGCUUCGGGGGCUCUGGCUCACUCAGGCCGGGGGGAGGGUGGGGUAUGGAGUGCGGGGCGAGCCUGCCGCAGCAGAGGCCAGCGUGAUGUUGCACCAGCCUGAGGCGUGCCGUGCGUUCUCCCGCGGAAGUUGUCCCUGGAAUUCGGGACCCUGGCAAUGGUGGGCUGCAAAGGCUCCCAGGAGGGGAAGUGUGGACAGUGGCUUGUGCUUUCACACAGGAUUCUUGGUGGCUGCAGCAGCAGCCUUAGCAUCUUAUGCCUGUCUCUGGGGUCCGCGCUGAUAGCCGCGGCUCGCACCUGUCUCUGGGGCUCGUUUCGGCAGUGCUUUAUUAAUCCCCGCUCCUUGCGCACCCCGAAACAGUGGUGUCUUACCUCUUAGGCAGAUCCAGACAUUUUCCUGGACUCCCUCCCAGCUAGCUGUGGCACACUAGCCCCCUUCAGGCUGUGUUCACGCAGCCAACCCCAGUCCUCUCCCUGGGACCUCACCUCUGAAGCCCGAGCCUCAGCUCCCAGCCCCCACCUGCCCUGGCAGGUGAGCAGAGAAACCUCUGAGGCUGGUGAGUGCUGGUCGGCACCGAUCUGUGCGGGAUGCUCUCUGCUUUGCCCUUCACACCCCUGUUGCUGUGCUCUCCUCCGUGUCUCCAAAGCUCCCCCCACCUCCCCCAAUGCUCCCUGUCUCUACCAGUGAAGGGGCUUCAUAGUGUGUGGAAACUUUUCCUCCUUCACAGCUCCCUCCCAGAGGUGCAGGUCCCAUCCGUAUUCUUUUGUCUCUGUUUUUUCUUUUGCCCUACCCAAGUACGUGGGGAGUUUCUUGCCUUUUGCGAAGUCUGAGGUCUUCUGCCAGCGUUCAGUAGGUGUUCUGUAGUUGUUCCGCUUGUAGAUGUAUUUCUGAUGUAUUUGUGGGGAGGAAGGUGAUCUCCACGUCUCACUCCUCUGCCAUCUUGAAGGUUCAUUCAUAUUUUAAAUACUCUUCAGAGCACAAUUUUUAAACUUUUAUUUCUCUAAACAUAAUUAUUUAAUAAUUAAGAGGUGUCAAAAUAUUACAGUUGGUUUUUCUUGUCAUUCUGUUUGUUUGUUUGAUCCCAUAUUGUAUCUUGGAGAUUUGGGGGCAACUUACAUUCUGUAGUAGUAUACAGUAUAUAUGCACAGUGUUUUAAAAAUCUGAUGUAUAAAUAUUGAGUUUUACUGUCACCUAGAUGGCAGAUAUGUAAAAAAUAAAUUCAUUAAAAUAUU
This is a messenger RNA of Orcinus orca (killer whale), 1805 nucleotides long. RefSeq lists its product as uncharacterized. The transcript is spliced from 4 exons. NCBI's taxonomy places the organism in Eukaryota, Metazoa, Chordata, Mammalia, Artiodactyla, Delphinidae. Bases 251 to 853 code for a protein of 200 amino acids. The record is from RefSeq and is a predicted model, not a curated record.